This is a messenger RNA of Solenopsis invicta (red fire ant), 571 nucleotides long. Its product is annotated as histone H4. Bases 67 to 378 code for a protein of 103 amino acids. The record is from RefSeq and is a predicted model, not a curated record. NCBI's taxonomy places the organism in Eukaryota, Metazoa, Arthropoda, Insecta, Hymenoptera, Formicidae. Gene Ontology annotation, cellular component: nucleosome. The transcript has a single exon. Gene Ontology annotation, molecular function: protein heterodimerization activity; DNA binding; structural constituent of chromatin. Gene Ontology annotation, biological process: nucleosome assembly.
CGGCGAGUUGGUCAUCAUUCGAUCUGCUCUCUUGUGUCAGUCGGUUUAUAAUCGUAGAGGUUCAAGAUGACUGGUCGCGGUAAGGGAGGAAAGGGAUUGGGAAAAGGAGGAGCGAAGCGUCACAGGAAAGUUCUUCGCGAUAACAUCCAGGGUAUUACCAAACCGGCUAUCCGUCGUUUGGCUCGACGUGGUGGUGUCAAGCGUAUCUCCGGCUUGAUCUACGAAGAGACUCGUGGCGUACUGAAGGUCUUCCUUGAGAACGUUAUUCGCGAUGCUGUCACCUACACCGAACACGCGAAAAGGAAGACUGUAACUGCCAUGGACGUCGUAUACGCCCUGAAACGCCAAGGUAGAACUCUGUACGGCUUCGGCGGUUAAGCGAAGAGCGGUGGACUAUCAAAUUAAAAUCGGCCCUUUUCAGGGCCACAAAUGUUUCCAACGUUUGAACAAUUCUAUUCGUUUUACAAUACUACCUAUAAUAUAUUUAUAUAACCUAUUCAAAAUAAAAUUGUUGAUACUUGUAAUCACAAAAAAGAUUGAAGUUGGCAUUAAAUAAAUAUUGUUAAAAGUA